Messenger RNA from Betta splendens (Siamese fighting fish), 3467 nucleotides. Its product is annotated as protein kinase C delta type-like. The transcript is spliced from 18 exons. Lineage: Eukaryota; Metazoa; Chordata; Actinopteri; Anabantiformes; Osphronemidae. Gene Ontology annotation, biological process: protein phosphorylation. Bases 307 to 2352 code for a protein of 681 amino acids. The record is from RefSeq and is a predicted model, not a curated record. Gene Ontology annotation, molecular function: ATP binding; diacylglycerol-dependent serine/threonine kinase activity.
CAGUUCCCUGCGCCGCGCGCCGCUAUAGAGCUGCAGAGCUGCGCCGGGCGCACAGAAAAGCGCCACCGCAGCCGACUGAGCACUUCCUUAAACCCAACUUGACUUCUAUAGAUACUUUUGUAAGCCGGUCCUCCGCCUUCAGCCGCGGCUCAAACUUAACACUCGCGGCACACGAGGCACUUUGCGGCGAAGAGUGUCCAUGUGCAGACCUGCCUAUGAAAGGCUGAUACACAGAAGCUCCCCGACCUGCCAGACCUGCUCGGUCACUUCUUCCACUAAACCACAUCUCCAGCGUGAGUGUUCAACAUGGCGCCCUUCCUCCGUAUCGCCUUCAAUACAUAUGACAUGGGAGCUCUGACUCCCACGAGUGAGAUUCCCAUCUGUGCCAUCAAGCUGAAGGAGUCUGUCAACACAGAGCGAGGCAAGACAUUGGUGCAGAGGAAGCCCACCUUGUUCCCAGCCUGGAAGUCUUCGUUCGAUGCUCACAUCAAUGAGGGACGCGUCCUAGAAGUGGUCCUCAUGAUGAGCACAGAGGAGCCCUUGGCCAAAGCCACGAUGGGCGUGGCUGCCCUGGCGGAACGCUGUAAAAGGUCCAAAAACAGCGGACGUAUCGAGUUCUGGAUGGACCUGCAACCGUCAGGAAAGGUCCAGAUGGCUGCACAGUACUUCCUUGAAGAUGUCGAUGCAGGCCCGUCUAAGCCAUCCAUGAAGGUUUCUCUAGAGGAUGGAGCCACGACUCUGAACAGGAGGAGAGGCGCAGUCAAGCAGCCCCGGGUUCACGUGAUUAAGAACCAUGAAUUCAUAGCCACCUUCUUUGGCCAGCCCACCUUCUGCUCUGUGUGCAGAGACUUCGUCUGGGGACUCAACAAGCAAGGUUACAAGUGCAAACAAUGCAACGCAGCAAUCCAUAAGAGAUGCAUCGAAAUGAUUAUUGGCAGGUGCACUGGAACAGCAACCAACAGUCGUGACACCAUGUUCCAGAAAGAGCGCUUUAAAAUUGACAUGCCGCAUCGCUUCAAGUACUAUAACUACAAAAGCCCCACGUUCUGCGACCACUGUGGCAGUCUGCUGUGGGGUCUCUAUAAACAGGGCCUCAAAUGUGAAGACUGUGCCAUGAACGUUCAUAGUUACUGUCAGAAUAAAGUGGCCAAUCUGUGCGGAAUCAACCAGAAACUCCUGGCAGAAGCUCUGGGUCAAAUCUCUCAGAAACCUUCAAAGAAAAAUGAUAAAUCAAAUUCACCAGAUGUUGGCGUUUACCAGGACAUUCAAAGUGCAACAGUGGACCCUAGUGCAGACAGACCUAAGAAGGGUGUGACCCCUCCCCCAGCAACCCCAGUUUCCAGGAAACACCUCACCAUGAACCACCUGGUGUUCCACAAAGUGCUGGGCAAGGGCAGCUUUGGCAAGGUGCUGCUGGCGGAACUGAAGGGCCAGGGUCAGUUCUUUGCUGUGAAGGUUCUGAAGAAAGACGUGGUUCUCAUGGACGACGACGUGGAGUGCACCAUGGUGGAGAAGAGAGUGCUGUCUCUGGCUUGGGAGAACCCCUUCCUCACACACCUCUACUCCACCUUCCAGUCAAAGGAGCAUCUCUUCUUUGUAAUGGAAUACCUGAAUGGAGGCGACUUGAUGUUCCACAUCCAAGACAAAGGCCGCUUCGAUCUCAACAGAGCCAUAUUUUACUCGGCUGAGAUAAUUGUGGGACUGCAGUUCCUUCACUCAAAAGGAAUCAUCUACAGAGACCUUAAACUGGACAAUGUCAUGCUGGACAAGGACGGACACAUAAAGAUUGCCGACUUUGGCAUGUGUAAAGAGAACGUGUUUGGAGACAACAAAGGCUCCACGUUCUGCGGAACGCCAGAUUACAUUGCGCCAGAGAUCCUUCUUGGACAGAAGUACACCUUCUCUGUGGACUGGUGGUCCUUUGGUGUGCUGGUGUACGAGAUGCUCAUUGGCCAGUCCCCUUUCCAAGGCGACGAUGAGGACGAACUGUUUGAAUCCAUCAGGACGGACGUUCCUCACUACCCUCGGUGGAUUACGAAGGAAUCCAAGACCCUGCUGGAACAGCUGUUUGAGCGGGAUCCCACUCGCAGACUGGGUGUAGUGGGAAACAUCCGCACACAGGCCUUCUUUAAAACCGUCAACUGGCCUGCGCUGGAGAAGAGAGAAGUGGAGCCUCCUUUCAAACCUAAAGUGAAAUCUGCCAGCGACUGCAGCAACUUUGACCGGGAGUUCCUGAACGAGAAGCCUCGUCUCUCCCACGCAGACAAAAACCUCAUUGACUCCAUGGACCAGUCAGCAUUUGCCGGGUUUUCCUUCGUCAACCCGAGACUGGAACACAUGAUAAGCAAAUAAAAAGACAAAAUGGCUGCCCCUGAGAACACUGUCUCAACAAAGCACUCCAAAGUAGGCUCUUAUCCUAUUUCCUUUAUCUUCAUGGAGUCUGUUCAACCGGAUGGAUGACUUGAAUGAAAAAAGAUUUGGGACAGAGGAUGAAUUUUUUUAGUUUCACUAUACGAGGAUAAGAUAACAUGAUGGCAGGCAUCUAAAGCAAUAAUCCCGUGUGAGCUGUCAGACUCUAUAAGUGUAAAUAAAUUGGCAUAAAGCUCCAGGAUAUGAAGGGAGAGUCUUAAGGAACCAGUGUUACUGUAAUCGACAUCAGUGAUUCAUUCAGUCUCUUCAUCUGGCAGAUUUCAUCUUCUGAAUCAUUUUGUGUAAUGUACGUGUAAAUUUUAAUUUGUGGACUCAAUAUGACAGUUAUUUACUUACACAAACAUGUAUCCUUAACGUCACACACGUCCAAGGAGUUUAUUAUUGGUGCAUGAAACUGAGGGUGUUUACAGGUAUUUUCUCUGAUGAAAACGGUGCUACUUAAUCCUUAAUUAAUUUAGGUAUUAGACAGAUUUUAAAUUUAAUGGUGGGACAACUUUGAACCCAUCUAAACUGGAGUAGGGUAACUGUAGACCUGAUUUGCUUUCUGCGCUGUCAUGAGAAAACACAAAUUUCUACAUGGUAGUCCUCCUGUCUGUGAUCUGCCUCUGGUGCCCUCACUCAUGCUCUACAUCGACUAAAGUAUAAUGCAAACAAUCAUUCUUUAAAUAAUAUCAAUUUCUAGGUUAUCACUUACUGGAAUGUUCAGCAGCAAUGGUGUGGUACGUGUGUGUGUGUGUGUGUGUGUGUGUGUGUGUGUGUGUGUGUGUGUGUGUGUGUGUGUGUGUGUGUGUGUGUGUGUGUGUAUAUAUAUAUAUAUAUAUAUAUAUAUCUGUUAGUAUUUAGUAUUGAAGGAUGCUGUUUCGGAUGGACAUUUUAUUGUCAAAUGUGCUCUAUUACUUGAAUGUAGGAUUUUUUUACAUAGGAAAAAAUAUAAUGGUGUGUGUAUAUAAAAAUUGUAUGUAAACAAGCUGUAUGGGUGUUUUUUUUACUGUCCAUCUUUUACAUCUAAUUAUAAAUAAAUAUAUAAUGAACUUAAA